AUGAGAACUGAUAUGGGAAGAGGGAUGAAGCUUCGUAAUAGUGUAAGUUCCACCUUUCACUUGGCUAGUUUCUACUUUGGUUUUGGCGUUGGUGACCCCCCUCCUUUGGUGCCCAAAAUUGCCUCUCAAACCCCACACCAAGGACCUACAAUGGUGGGACUAACACUACUGUUAGAUCUAUGGAAGAAAAACCAAAGCUUUAACACGGCACGGACCUAUCAAUCUUCUUCCUUUUUUUCUGCAUCUGCCACUGUCGCCUCUUUUGCUGCAGCCACAUCUUUUUCCUCAAAGGACUUCUUUGGGCCACCAGUUGCUUAUUGUGAUGCUGGAGCGAUAAUUUCUGAAGAUCGCAUUCCUAGCAUGGGAAAAGUACCUGGGAAAUAUUUCUACCAUGAUUCUCUAAAAUAUACUACCAACAAGCACUACAACAUUGAGCCCAAACCACUGUUUUCUGCUUUCGAAUUGAAGUCAUUUACAAUUAUUACAUUCAGAUCAUUUCUAAUGUUUUAUUUGCCUCUUAUGGAGCCUCAUGCAAAGAUGGAACAAGAUGAUGUUGAGUUUCUUCAGGACAAAAAAGGCCUUACUGGAAAUUUGAGUAUUCCAUUCAAAAAGUCACUAUUGCAAAUCAUCCGUGAGGUAACUGUGGUGACAACUAGACGCAUUUUAGAACGAAUAACUGUAUAUUAUGUUUCAAGAAGAAUGGCAUGGAAACUACUCAAAGAUGUUCCUGAAUCCGCUGUUCGCAAGGCUGGAAGGAAAAUGCCUACUUUAGUUUACAUUUGCUCUGUGAGCAAAACAACUUUCAGAGGGUACAUGCUUGGAGUUUCAGCAUCAUGGCUUGUUCAAGUAGGCGUAGGAUUGUUUCAAUACUUUAAGUCAAAAUCAAAGAAUGAAAAUCUAAGCAGUGAUGUGAGAGUCAGAAUUCUUAGACAGAAGGUUUUCCUGGCUACAGUAAGGUGCAAUGCAUCUCUAAUUUUUGCCUCUAUUGGGGCAGGGAUUGGGGCUGCCCUUAUUCCUCCUUCACUUGGCCAGUGGAUUGGUUGUGCUGCUGGUGAUCUAGUUGGUCCAGUUAUUGUAGCAGUUUGUGCUGAGAAAGUUUUUCACAAGGAUUUGCUGGCAAACCCAGAAUCAGAAGAAUGCUUGGAAGAAUAUGUGGAGCGCAACACCAUAGUGGUGACGGAGUUAUACAAAGCCCUAACGUCCAAACAAACCGAGACGCUCCAUGGGCUUGUGGCCCAGGACUUGGAGUGGUGGUUCCAUGGCCCACCAUGCCAUCAGCACCACUUGGUUCCCUGGCUAACGGGCUCAACACCCUCCUCAAAGGCUCCGGUUCCAGAACAUGUUGUUGGGUUUGGGCCUGUGGUCAUCGCGGAAGCGUUCGAUGAGGCCCACUUGGUGUGGUGGGUGCACGCUUGGACUGUGUCCGUUGACGGGCUCAUAACGGAGGUUAGAGAGUACGUCAACACUUCCGUCACGGUCACUCGCUUAUCACAAGCUCUUCCAAAUGCCUCCAAGUGUCAAUGCAUUUGGGAAAGUAAGCUUUGUGGUGAAUCUGUGCCUGGGCUUAUUCUAGCAAUCUAG
Messenger RNA from Sphenostylis stenocarpa, 1581 nucleotides. The record is from the annotation of a GenBank genome assembly. NCBI's taxonomy places the organism in Eukaryota, Viridiplantae, Streptophyta, Magnoliopsida, Fabales, Fabaceae.